This is a messenger RNA of Suillus bovinus, 1317 nucleotides long. RefSeq names its product WD40-repeat-containing domain protein. The transcript is spliced from 2 exons. Gene Ontology annotation, molecular function: protein binding. The record is from RefSeq and is a predicted model, not a curated record. Lineage: Eukaryota; Fungi; Basidiomycota; Agaricomycetes; Boletales; Suillaceae. The coding region runs from base 393 to 1151 and encodes 252 amino acids.
UGCUUCUUACGACACAACUGUUCAGCUGUGGGAUGCAGUGACGGGCCAGCCAGUCGGCGAGCCCUUGCGAGGACACACUGCCGUAGUUUCAUCAAUUUCAUUCUCACCGGAUGGCACUCGCAUCGUGACUGGGUCUUGGGAUCGCACGGCCAGGCUGUGGGAUACAGCGACGAUGAAGCCAGUUGGUGAGCCCUUGGAGGGACACACGAAGUUUGUUAGUUCAGCAUCAUUCUCGCCGGAUGGUACUUGCAUUGUGACUGGUUCUUGGGACAAAACUAUUCGGCUGUGGGAUGUAGUGACGAGACAACCUAUUGGUGAGCCCUUGCUGGGGCACACUGGUCCGCACUGUCCGCCUGUGGGAUACAACAACCAGGCAGCCAGUUGGUGGGCCCAUGCUGGGGCACACUAGCGUGGUUACAUCAGUCUCAUUCUCUCCAGAUGGCACUCGCAUUGUGACCGGUUCUUGGGACAACACUGUCCGCCUGUGGGAUACAAUAACGCAGAAGCCAGUUGGCCCGCCAUUGCUGGGGCACACCAAUUAUGUUACCUCAGUCUCAUUCUCACCGGAUGGUGCUCGCAUCGUGACCGCUUCUCGGGACAAUACUGUCCGGUUAUGGGAUGCGGCGACCAGGUUGCCCCUUGGUGAACCCUUGCGAGGGCACACCAGUGCCACUAGCUCAGCCUCAUUCUCGCCCGACGGCACUCGCAUCGUAACUAGUUCUUGGGAUUCUACCGUACGGCUGUGGGAUGCAGUGGUUGAGAAGCCCUUGCAACAGUGUGUCAAGUCAGGUCAUACAAUGUCCCCAGAUGAAUAUCGCGUGCACCCCAUCGAGGCCACCACCAUGACACCUAGCACUCAGAACAAACAACUCAUUCGCUUCUCAUCCAAUUCUACUCACGCGCUGUGCAACACAGAUGAGAUGGUGCAGGCAGCAUCCCAUGAUGAUCACAGUUCGACUACCUUUGACCUGAAUCACGACAGUGGGUGGGUGGUAGGACUCAACCGCAGACUCUUGUUCUGGGUGCCGCCUGCUUCUCGACAUGCAUUUUAUUGCCCUCGGACUGCCUUAGUGGUACCUAGAGGAGGUCCAGAGAUUGAUUUGAGCCGCAUGGCACAUGGACAACAUUGGAGAAAAUGUCGAGAGGAGUAAGUAUUUGAGAAUCCUUUUCCUGCCUUGCACUCAAACAAACACUUGCAGACCCUCAUCACGAUGAUAUUUAAUAGUGUCAUGUUUGAAGAGACGAAUACUACGCUAAUACCGUAUUCCCUGAGUCGCUACUGUAAGACCGAAGGGACGGCCUUAGCAACAGUUAUAA